UCUCGGGACUUCCCAAGUUUUCCGCAACAAGAAAAAAGAAGCAAGCGCAGGGUUUCCGAGAUAUCGCAAGUAAUCCUUUUAUUUACAGUUGCGGAAAUGAUUUGCACACUGAACCCGAACGGCGCAGAGAGCUUUCACUAACAGUAUGCGACUUCCUGGCAGAUGCACUUUGAAGUACGUCGCUGCUUCUCUCGGUCGUCGUGGCGUCUUCGCAUCCCGCCUCAAUGUUUUGCGCCGAAACAGCUGGAACGCCGCGGAGUUCAUGCCGGAGGCGGCGGGCUUCGAGGGAGUGUCGGGCCGGGACGAGCUGCAGGAGUACUCGGUCUCCAACAGCGAGAGCUUCUGGGCCGCUGUGGCCCACCAGAGGCUGAGCUGGAUCCGACCGUUCCGCACCGUGCAGGACUGCGACCUGAGCCGGGGGAGGAUCAAGUGGUUCGAGGGAGGGAAGCUGAACGUAUCCGUGAACUGUUUGGAUCGCCACGUGCACACCUGUCCAGAUAGGGUGGCCCUGAUCUGGGAGAAGGAUGAGAAGGGGUCAGAGGUCAGGUACACCUACAGAGAGUUACUGGAGAUGACCUGUCGUGUUGGGAAUCUGUUGCGGCGACACGGUGUGACGAAGGGGGACUGUGUCACCAUCUACAUGCCCACCUGCCCUCUGGCUGUGGCGUCCAUGUUGGCCUGUGCACGAAUCGGUGCCGUUCACAAUGUGGUGUUCGCAGGCUUCAGUGCAGAAGCGCUGGCGGAGCGAAUAAGGGAUGCCGAGUCCAGCACCGUCAUCACUGUGAACCAGGGACUUAGGGGGGGAAAAGUCACCGAGCUGAAGAAGACGGUGGACACAGCCGUGCAGAGCUGUCCGACAGUACGGCAGGUGUUUGUUGCCACGAGAACAGAUAAUCCAGUCACCAUGGGAGCCAAGGAUGUCGCCAUGGAGGAGGAGAUGCUAAAGGAGGACGUGGUGUGUGAACCUGCAGCUAUGGACAGUGAGGACAUCUUGUUUCUGCUUUACACAUCGGGCAGCACGGGGAAGCCCAAAGGUCUCGUUCACACACACGCCGGAUACCUGCUGUAUGCUGCUCUCACACACAAGUACGUCUUCAGUUACCAAGACGGUGACGUGUUUGGCUGUGUGGCAGACAUCGGCUGGAUAACCGGACACAGUUACACCGUCUACGGACCCCUGGUCAAUGGAGGAACCACUGUUCUGUUUGAGAGCACUCCAGUUUACCCCGACCCAGGGAGAUACUGGGACAUGGUUGAGAGGCUUAAGAUCAACCAGUUCUACGGAGCUCCCACGGCAAUCCGCCUGCUCAUCAAGUACGGAGACCAAUGGGUGAAGAAGUACGACCGCUCCACCCUCAAAACCCUUGGCUCUGUUGGGGAGCCGAUCAACACAGAAGCGUGGGAGUGGUACCACAGGGUGGUGGGGGACGGACGCUGUCCUGUCGUGGACACCUGGUGGCAAACUGAAACGGGUGGCAUUUGCAUCGCCCCAAAGCCAUCAGAUCCAGAUGCAGCAAUUGUCCCGGGGAUGGCCAUGAGACCCUUCUUUGGUAUCAAGCCGGUGCUCGUAGAUACCGAGGGUAAAGUCUUGACUUCUAACAACACAUCUGGAGCUCUGUGCAUGGCUCAGCCUUGGCCCGGUAUGGCCAGGUCCAUUCACAACAACCACCAGCGGUUCCUCGAGACAUACUGCCAACCGUAUCCAGGAUUUUUCUUCACUGGUGACGGCGCCUUUCGUUCUGAGGACGGGUACUAUCAGAUAACAGGACGCCUCGAUGAUGUCAUCAACGUGAGUGGACACAGGAUAGGGACAGCGGAGAUUGAAGAUGUAGUGAAUCAGUGUUCUUUGGUGGCUGAGUCCGCCGUCAUCGGAUACUCUCAUAACAUCAAAGGACAAGGUGUGUAUGCCUUCGUGGUGCUCAAAAAGGGCGUGGAGGUUCAGGAGGCAGAUUUGGUCAAACAGCUCAGCAACAUUGUGUCUGAAAAAAUCGCCAAGUACGCGUCUCCGGACUUCAUUCAGAUUGUGAAACGCCUUCCGAAGACGCGCUCGGGGAAGAUCAUGCGCAGGGUGCUGAGGAAAGUUGUGGAGUGCGACCUGGAAGGUUUGGGAGACCUCAGCACUCUGGAUGAUCCCGCUGCCGUUCAGGAGAUUCUUGAAGGACACGAAAAGCUCCUGAGUAAAAGAUGAGUUUGGGAACAAACGUGGGUAAAAACAUUCCAGUUUAAAAUAUAAAUCUAAUUUGUGCCUUAAAAGGAGAUUUGGAUGACCAAACAUAGAUUUUAUCAUAUUUAUGAUUGUUUUAUGAAAUGAAGUAAUCAGCUCGUUAGACUGUAAAACACUUUAAAGUUGUAUUUCCCAUUAGAUCAUUGCAUUUUUUUUUAUCAGAAUUUGCUCAAACAGCUGCAAUAACACCACACUGUGCAAAAAAGAAAAUUUCAAAAUAAAGGACUUUUUAAAAGUA
Molecule: messenger RNA, 2462 nt
Organism: Nothobranchius furzeri (turquoise killifish)
Lineage: Eukaryota; Metazoa; Chordata; Actinopteri; Cyprinodontiformes; Nothobranchiidae
Gene: acss1
Product: acyl-CoA synthetase short chain family member 1
Cellular component (GO): mitochondrion
Molecular function (GO): acetyl-CoA synthetase activity; AMP binding
Source: RefSeq, a predicted model, not a curated record